GGUUGCACGGUACAAAUUCUGGAAGAAGUGGCGAAGCUUAGGAUCAGACCAUGAGAGUCUGGGGGACAACACGGUAUUUGUAGGAGACCUCCUUCGAGACGUGAUAUUGAGACGAGAAAUCACCUAUUCCUGCCGAGGUAAAGCCAUGAAAGUUUGUGAAGAAUGGUGGAUUCAUCUCGGAAAAAGAGGUGUUUGUUCCUUGGAACAUGUGACGGACAGAAGGUGACUCGAAUAAUAAUGCUUUUGUACACGCAAGCGAUCGAACUGGUGGUUACCGAUACGAAGACUCGACAUACGGAAUACGGGUAUUGUAGUGAGGCAACGGCAUCUGAUCCUAUUUUCAGAUCCACCAGACGAUGGUGCAUUUGUGAAGUCUGCUUGUGCCGACUGGCCCACCAUAAUUAUUUUCGACGUAAAAAAUCCAGACGCCAGAGAUCAAGCGUUCACGACCAGUCGCUCUUCAUGAUUUUGUCAUCUUGUCAACAUCCAGCCAAUGAUGGGAUUCUGGGCCACCGACAUAGAUUCCCAUACUCUAGCUUACCAGAUCGGUUGCACCAGGUUGCCGCCCAUUUGUGGCUGAAAGAAUCUCGAAGUCGAUGUCGAGGCCGCGAGAAAAGUGCUGAAGAAAAAGGACUUUUUUUGGAAAUUUGCCAAUGAGAGACCCUGGAACACCGGGUGGUUCAAUUUAGGCCAAGGAUAGACGGCCACACUUCGACGCCUCUCCACCACGCCUGACCAAAUAUCACCUAACGCAAAACUUUGACCAUGAUAUCCAGCAGAGAGAUUGCGCGUGCAGACAGGCCAUCAGCACGAUUUG
Molecule: messenger RNA, 817 nt
Organism: Mollisia scopiformis
Lineage: Eukaryota; Fungi; Ascomycota; Leotiomycetes; Helotiales; Mollisiaceae
Exons: 1
Coding region: 163-657 (164 amino acids)
Source: RefSeq, a predicted model, not a curated record